AUGACGGCGAUCGACAAACUCGAAGGCGAUCUCCUGACACAAGUUCUCAUUCGAGUUCAGGAACCUAGAUCCCGCUGCCACUGCAAACUCGUGUGCAAGCAAUGGAACUCUCUGCUCUCUGAUCCGGACUUCGUCCGCAGCUUCGAUUCUCACCACCAGAGCGCCGGAGAAUCGGAUGGCGAAUCGCCUCUGAUGCUCAAAGACUCCAUCUUGAGCUUCAUCCCCGUGCCCGACGCUGAGCGUCGACGUGCUUUCAAGAUUUUCGAUUCCUUCAAGGACUUACUUCUAUGCGGGUUCGGAUGCCAACUGUGCGAUCCGGUACUCGAGAGGUCGUUUCUGAUUUGCAACCCAACCACGAAGCAGUGGAUCUCCCUUCCUGUAGCGCCCGAGAAGCCCGAGGGCUCUAGCGACCCCGUUGCCAGGCUAGUUUGUGAACCCCGCAGUAGCGGCGGUGGAAAUCAUGGCUAUCGGUUUCGGGUGGUGCACAUGUAUCGACAUAUAGACCAUCGAUAUGGGCAUCCUACACGAUUUGUGGAUUCUAUAAGACUAGACGUAUUUUGUUCCGAAUCCGGAGGAUGGAUUGAGAAGGCUCUUGUUCUCCAAGGCUAUAGCAGAAUGAUCCACAAGAAUGUUGUGUGUUCCUGCAACGGGAGGCUGUUUUGGUGCUGUGAGAAAGUCAAUGGUCUCGACCACCGGCCGAAUUUUAUGGUGGUUGCAAUUAAUCCUUUCCGUCUCGAUAUACCUCCCAUUUUGAUUGACACGCCUCCGGCGGGUCUGCUCCCUCGUAACCCGUCGUGGAAUAUUUCGGUUUCACAAGAUGCUUUGCAUGUAAUUGUAUUCGAGAGUUAUCCUCGGCUUGGUGUCUCGAGGAACCUCUCGAGCGUCUGGAGGCUGGAGGAAGACUACAAGUCUUGGAGUAGCCUACACCAGGGGUGGUUGAACUUGAACACAUCGAGAUUUAAGGGUUUGAAUGAGUAUUUUCUUCAUCAUAUACGCCACGUGCAUCCGGACAAGUCGGAAAUUGUGUUUCUGGAGUUUCAGUGGUAUCCCGGUCACUCUCAUGUUUGGUACGUUAUCUUGUCCUUCAAUUUAGUGAGCGGAGAGAUAGACUACUUCUCUAAUGUAGCACAACAUGAAACUCCGUGGACGGUGUUCAAACCUAAGGUUUCUUGUUGGCCCAUUCCAAUUCCAAGAUACGAGAAACUACGAACUAGAUAUGAUGGAAGCCACAGGUGGUUGGUUCAAAGCAGCAGCAACAACAAGAAAGCAAGAUAUAUAUGA
Molecule: messenger RNA, 1281 nt
Organism: Linum tenue
Lineage: Eukaryota; Viridiplantae; Streptophyta; Magnoliopsida; Malpighiales; Linaceae
Source: the annotation of a GenBank genome assembly